Molecule: messenger RNA, 2107 nt
Organism: Cucumis melo (muskmelon)
Lineage: Eukaryota; Viridiplantae; Streptophyta; Magnoliopsida; Cucurbitales; Cucurbitaceae
Exons: 7
Coding region: 426-1844 (472 amino acids)
Molecular function (GO): glycosyltransferase activity
Source: RefSeq, a predicted model, not a curated record
UUUCACUAUUUAUCCCAUGGAAAGCCCUGGGUCUGUCUCCUCAUUCUUCCAAAUCAACCACUAAGCUAAAACUCAACUAACUUGCUUGCACAUGCAGUGGCGGAGCCAUUGUUCCUUGGAUUUUCCUUUCUUCUUCUUAUUCUUCUUUCUCAUCAUCACUAUUUCCACUUCACUCCAAUCUAGUCGCCAUGUGGGGGGAGGUUUGAGGUGUCUUCGAAUUUUCUCUGAUUUGUCCUUCCUAAUUCUCCACCUUGUCAUUUUACUCGGUUGAAUUUAUGGGGUUCUUUCCCCUUUUUCAAGAUCUUCAAUUUUUAUUUCCAUUUUCUCACCCUCUUUACACAUAUUUCUUCACUGAAUCGAGGGUUUUCGCUGAAGUCCGAUUAGCUUAUGCUCGUUGUUGAAAUCAUCGAUCUUUCGUAAUACGCAUGAUGAAACGCCCCUUUCCAUCUGUUUCAAUGUCCAAGAAGAGAUGGCCGUUGAUGAUCUUAGCAUUGGUUUCAAUUUCCACGGCAAUGGUUUUCUUCAUGAGGACUACGUUUGAUUCUUGUAGUGGUAAUGAGAAUAGACGUUUUGUGGAAGAAAAGGGUAUCGGCUCAAAGAUUCUCUCUUCCCAAAUGGAGAGAAAAGCUCCGAAUCCUCUUGAUUUCAUGAAGUCCAAGCUCGUUCUCUUGGUUUCCCACGAGCUCUCUCUUUCUGGUGGGCCUCUACUACUCAUGGAGCUUGCAUUUUUGUUGAGAGGCGUUGGUACUCAAGUUGUUUGGAUUACUAAUCAAAAGCCACCGGAGCCUGAUGAAGUAGUAUACAGUUUGGAGCGCAAGAUGUUAGAUCGAGGAGUGCAGGUUUUAUCUGCUAAGGAACAAGAAGCUGUGGAGACUGCUCUGAAAGCUCAUUUAGUUGUUCUAAAUACUGCUGUUGCUGGGAAAUGGUUGGAUGCUGUCCUUAAGGAGAAUGUUCCCCGAGUCCUUCCCAAGGUUCUGUGGUGGAUUCAUGAGAUGCGAGGGAAUUAUUUCAAAGUUGAGUAUGUGAAGCACCUCCCAUUUGUUGCAGGCGCCAUGAUUGAUUCACAUACAACUGCAGAAUACUGGAAAAACAGAACAUGGGAUCGAUUGGGGAUUCAAAUGCCUGAGACUUAUGUCGUGCAUCUUGGCAAUAGUAAAGACCUCAUGGAAGUAGCUGAAAAUAAUGUGGCCAAGAGGGUUCUUCGAGAGCAUAUUCGUGAAUCCCUUGGAGUUCGGAAUGAAGAUAUAUUGUUUGCAAUUAUAAAUAGUGUUUCUCGUGGGAAAGGUCAGGAUUUAUUUCUCAGAGCCUUUCACCAGAGCCUGCAAAUGAUCCAAGAUAAAAAGCUGCGGGUACCAAGGAUUCAUGCAGUGGUAGUUGGCAGUGACAUGAGUGCUCAUACAAAGUUCGAAACAGAACUCCGCAACUUUGUAAAUGAAAAUAAAAUUCAGGAUCGCGUUCAUUUUGUCAACAAAACCCUGUCUGUGGCUCCUUAUCUUGCUUCCAUUGAUGUUCUUGUUCAAAACUCUCAGGGUAGGGGAGAAUGCUUUGGAAGGAUAACGAUUGAAGCCAUGGCGUUUCAACUACCCGUGCUGGGCACGGCUGCUGGAGGAACAAUGGAGAUCGUAGUGAACGGGACGACAGGUUUGCUACAUCCUGCAGGGAAAGAAGGCAUAACUCCACUAGCACACAACAUUGUAAAGUUAGCAACGCACGUCGAGCGAAGGCUGACCUUCGGUAAGAAAGGAUAUGAGAGGGUGAGGCAAAUGUUUCUUGAACAGCACAUGGCGCAAAGAAUUGCUGUUGUUUUGAAGGAAGUUCUGGAAAAAGCAAAGAGCCACUCCUAGUCAUUAGAAUGAUCAACAGCCUAUUGCCUCAAUGCUCGAGAGAAUAUAGACGAAUUGAAUGUUAUAGGAGGAGAAUUGUAUGCAUUUUCAAAACUUUCUUCCCCAUAUUUUCCAUAUUUGGUAUAGUUUGUAGCAGGAAAUUAUGUCAGUACAGGUGGGUGACGAUUAGUUGUUUUCGAGUUCUUAUCUCGUUGUGCAAAGCAAACUUUGAAAGAAAUCUUACCUUUACAAAUAUGUUCGAACAUAGUUAAGUGGAUAAUCAA